AUGAUGACAUGGAGGCAGGAUGCAGAUGAAUUGUCUCAGAUCAGCGGGAAACGUCGACUGUCCGGGCGCAUACAUAUCAUCGGACUAGGAAAUGUCGGCUUAUUCGUGGCUCACUCUCUGGCGAGUCGACCGUCUCCGCCACCCGUUACACUCAUGCUGCACAACCCAGGCCUCUACAAGACCUGGCUGAAAAGGAAGAAGUGCCUGUCACUUGGCUCCAACGGCCUCGACGACGUGAAAACGGGCUUCGACAUCGACGUUCUAGGCGACAAGUCCUGGCUUUCCAUACCCUACUGGAAGGAGGACGGUACACCGAACGAGAGUAUCGAAGGCGAGGAGGAUAAUGUCGAAGGGACACUGGCCCAGUCAGCCGGGGCCGAUGACCCUAUUGAAUGUUUAAUUGUGGCCGCCAAGGCCCCGGUGACCAGAAAGACUCUGGAGUCUGUCCGUCACCGUCUGACGCCCGAUUCCACGGUUCUGUUUCUCCAGAACGGCAUGGGCGUCAUCGACGAGAUCAAUAAGACGGUCUUUACGGAACCGCACACUCGCCCUCACUACGUGCAGGGCAUCGUUUCUCACGGCCUGGCGCGGCGCAACCCGAAUCGUUUCUCAGUCACGCAUACCGGCGUGGGCACAACUGUCUUGGGCGUGGUGCCGCCGGCUGGCACCGUCCCUCACGACAAGGAGACCGACGCGGACUGGGCGCCGAGUACCAAAUAUCUUCUGCGCAUCUUGACCCUGACGCCGCCGCUUGUUGCGAUCGCCGAGACCCCGUCCGCCCUCUUGCUCUAUCAACUCGAGAAGGUCGCGAUGAACUCGGUGAUCAACCCCCUAACGGCUGUGAUGAACUGCGAAAACGGCGAACUUCUCUACAACUACAGCUACACCCGUAUCAUGCGCCUGCUUCUGAUGGAGAUCUCCGGCGUGAUCUGCGCGCUGCCGGAAUUGCAGGGCAUCCCCGGGAUUGAAACCCGGUUCUCCCCCGAACGGCUGCGCUGGAUGGUGACGCAGCUGGCUAACCGAACGGCCCAUAACCAUAGCUCCAUGCUACAGGAUGUCCGAAAUGGGAAGACGACCGAGAUUGAGUACAUGAACGGGUACAUCGUGCGCAGGGGGGAGGAGCUGGGCGUGAAGUGCGUGGUGAAUUAUAUGAUGAAGCACUUGGUGCUGGCCAAGAAGGAAAGCACCACGCAGAGAGAGUGGGGUGCUGUUCCGGUGGUCGAUGCCACCUAA
Messenger RNA from Aspergillus melleus, 1233 nucleotides. RefSeq names its product ketopantoate reductase family protein. NCBI's taxonomy places the organism in Eukaryota, Fungi, Ascomycota, Eurotiomycetes, Eurotiales, Aspergillaceae. The record is from RefSeq and is a predicted model, not a curated record. Bases 1 to 1233 code for a protein of 410 amino acids. Gene Ontology annotation, molecular function: NADP binding; 2-dehydropantoate 2-reductase activity. The transcript has a single exon. Gene Ontology annotation, biological process: pantothenate biosynthetic process. Gene Ontology annotation, cellular component: mitochondrion; cytoplasm.